This is a messenger RNA of Neltuma alba, 1133 nucleotides long. Its product is annotated as ataxin-7-like protein 3. The coding region runs from base 243 to 734 and encodes 163 amino acids. Lineage: Eukaryota; Viridiplantae; Streptophyta; Magnoliopsida; Fabales; Fabaceae. The record is from RefSeq and is a predicted model, not a curated record. The transcript is spliced from 4 exons. Gene Ontology annotation, cellular component: SAGA-type complex; DUBm complex.
CUUUGGUCACAGACUCAUGUCACUUCCUAAUGAAGAAAACACAUCACAUUCACAGCUUAUCCUGGGCUUGUCUGAUGGUGGUGGUGGUAGUCUUCAACGAUAUUCUAUAUUUCCCAUGCGUAGAAGCCCUUGAUGAGGUGGAACAUCAAAUUUCUUAUAUGUAUGGAAUUCAAACCUGAGCAUCCAAUUAAUGGGGGAAAAAAUCGAGCAUCCAAUGGCUAUAUACGAAACAUUCUUGUAUAAUGCUCGCAUCCCAUUUUUUCUGGGAUAUCCUAGAUUCCAUCAUUGUUGAUGUGGCAUCUGAGUAUCACAGAAUAGCAAGGCUGGGUCUUGAUCAUAAUCUAGAAGAGGAGGAAGAAGAAAUGAAGUUGUCAGCACAAGCCAGAGCCCGGGUUGCUGAUUCUAGUAACAAUAACGAAAUAAAUGGAAAGUAUGUGGUUGACAUAUUUGGACAAACCCAUCCUUCAGUUGCCAGUGAAGUAUUUGAGUGCAUGAAUUGUGGUCGGUCUAUCGCUGCUGGGAGGUUUGCUCCUCAUUUGGAGAAAUGCAUGGGAAAGGGCAGGAAAGCUCGUCCAAAAGUAACAAGAAGUAGCACAGCACAGAGCCGGCAUUCGCGAGGCAAUCAAGCUCCAACAUAUUCCCCUUACUCAAGUUCCUCUGGUGCGAAUCGGCUAGCGAAUGGAAACUCUGGUGUUGCAGGUGAGGAGCACUCAAAUGGGACGUUUGAACCAUGAUGCAUAGAAAAACAGUGCGGUACAAUAGUUGGCAGAUUAACGCCAAGGAUGGUUGCAAUCCAUGCACAACAUGGUCUGUCGAGGCUUUGCCCAAGCCUGAACCUGUUUUAUUGGGAGGUAUAGUCAUGUCAUGGUUUAUGCUGACAUUCUGGAGUUUGAGAAUGAGGAUCGUACAUGUCCAUGGCAAUGUCCAACUUUACAGAGACUGAUAAUUCGCGUUUGCAACAGAUAAAAGAAUGAAGUUUGACAGCUAUGGAUUUUGUCCCCCCCCCCCCAACAAAAAAAAACAUUAAGUUAUACAUUUACUAAACCUAAAAUGAGAUUGAUUCCCCUUGAUAGAAAUUCACUGGGGCUUGAUACCACUUUAAUCUAGAGUGAAAUCAUAUUUUCCAUUUCAAA